This is a messenger RNA of Cynocephalus volans (Philippine flying lemur), 3443 nucleotides long. RefSeq names its product tweety family member 3 (gene TTYH3). The transcript is spliced from 14 exons. Gene Ontology annotation, molecular function: intracellularly calcium-gated chloride channel activity; volume-sensitive chloride channel activity. NCBI's taxonomy places the organism in Eukaryota, Metazoa, Chordata, Mammalia, Dermoptera, Cynocephalidae. Gene Ontology annotation, cellular component: plasma membrane. Bases 1 to 1575 code for a protein of 524 amino acids. The record is from RefSeq and is a predicted model, not a curated record.
AUGGCCGGGGUCAGCUACGCGGCGCCCUGGUGGGUGAGCCUUCUGCACCGGCUGCCCCACUUCGACCUGCGGUGGGAGACCACCAGCAGCCAGUUCCGGCCCGAGGACACCGACUAUCAGCAGGCGCUGCUGCUGCUGGGGGCCACCGCUCUGGCCUGCCUCGCCCUGGACCUUCUCUUCCUGCUCUUCUAUUCCUUCUGGCUGUGUUGCCGGCGGCACAAGACCGAGGAGCACCUGGACGCCGACUGCUGCUGCACAGCCUGGUGCGUCAUCAUCGCCACGCUGGUGUGCAGCGCUGGCAUCGCCGUGGGAUUCUACGGCAACGGGGAGACCAGUGAUGGCAUCCAUCGGGCCACCUACUCGCUCCGCCACGCCAACCGCACGGUGGCCGGUGUCCAGGACCGUGUGUGGGACACGGCAGUGGCCCUGAACCGCACGGCGGACCCCAACCUGCAAAGUCUGGAGCGGCAGCUGGCCGGGCGGCCGGAGUCCCUGCGGGCCGUCCAGAGGUUGCAGGGCCUGCUCAAUAUGCUGCUGGGCUACACAGCUGCCAUCCCCUUUUGGAGGAACCCCACCGUGUCAAUGGAGGUGCUGGCCGAGCAGGUCGAUGUCUACGACUGGUACAGGUGGCUGGGCUACUUGGGCCUGCUGCUGCUCGACGUUAUCAUCUGCCUCCUGGUGCUGGUCGGCCUCAUCCGAAGCUCCAAGGGCAUCCUGGUCGGGGUCUGCCUGCUGGGGGUCCUAGCCCUGGUCAUCAGCUGGGGUGCACUGGGCUUGGAGCUGGCUGUGUCUGUGGGCUCCAGCGACUUCUGUGUGGACCCCGACACCUACGUGACCAAGAUGGUGGAGGAGCACUCGGUGCUGAGUGGGGACAUCCUGCAGUACUACCUGACCUGUUCACCCUACACCGCCAACCCCUUCCAGCAGAAGCUGUCGGGCAGCCACAAGGCACUGGUGGAGAUGCAGGACGUCGUGGCUGAGCUCCUGAGGAGUGUUCCCCGGGAGCACCCAGCCAGCAAGGACCCCCUGCUCCGAGUCCAGGAGGUGCUGAAUGGUACAGAAGUGAACCUGCAGCACCUCACUGCCCUGGUGGACUGCCGCAGCCUGCAUCUGGACUACGUGCAGGCGCUGACAGGCUUCUGCUACGAUGGCGUCGAGGGCCUUAUCUACCUGGCCCUCUUCUCCUUCAUCACAGCCCUCAUGUUCAGUUCUAUCGUCUGCAGCGUCCCACACACCUGGCAGCAGAAGAGAGGCCCUGAUGAGGAUGGAGAGGAGGAGACUGCCCCAGGGCCGCGGCAGGCGCAUGAUAGCCUCUACCGUGUCCACAUGCCCAGCUUGUACAGCUGCGGCAGCAGCUAUGGCAGUGAGACCAGCAUCCCAGCCGCGGCACACACCGUCAGCAAUGCCCCGGUCACCGAGUACAUGAGCCAGAAUGCCAAUUUCCAGAAUCCCCGCUGUGAGAACACCCCACUCAUUGGGCGCGAGUCCCCACCACCCUCAUACACCUCCAGCAUGAGAGCCAAAUACCUCGCCACGAGCCAGCCUCGCCCUGACUCCAGCGGCAGCGGCCACUAGACCGCACACCGGCCAGCCACCCGCCCCACGUGCCAACUGCCCCCACCCCUCCCUGUGCCAGCACUGCCACUUACACCCCAUGGCUGCCCGCCGGACCCUCUGCAUGCCAUGCCAGACCAGCCUUGGGUGCAUCUGCAGGCCACUAGCUCCCUCCUCUCCCCUCCCCGCAGGGGGCACAGAUGCCCAGCACAAGCUCCAAGCAGGGUUGAGAAGCAGAGGCUCUGGGCCUGCACCCUAACUUGGUCACACACCUGGACCGACAUGUGGGAACACUGCCACCAACACCCUGGCCCUGCUCAGGCCCUGCUCCCCACAUCCCUCUACCCUCUGGGAUUCACUGGGCCCUGCUCGGUCUGGGCCAGGUGCUCUGCCCCCAACAUGCUUCCUCUGCAGAUGGCUGUUGACCUGCUGGUCCUCUGACCAGCUCACUGCACGCUCCUCUCCAGCCCUGCUUCCCACCUGCUGUCUCCUGCUUCCCUCAGAGCCUCUCUCUGCCCAUCCUCGCCUUCAAUGCUCCUGUGGAUCGCUCCUCAGUUCAUAGGCAUGGCAGGAGUCCCCUGUGCCAGGCAUCUGCUGGCCACUGAGCGAGGGGUACACACUCAAAUGCUCAGCUCUGCACACCUGGACCCUCCCGCGGCCCCUGCACACCAUCUCUCUGCAGUGUCUGUAGCGCUGUCUCUCACCCAUGCUGCCUACUUGACCACAGGCUUGCUCCUCCUGCCAGCUGCCAGAAGCCUCCAGGGAGGCCCCCUUUCUCUUCCUCCUGCCCGGCAUCGCUCUCUCCCUCAGUGCCUGCCCUGCCUGAGGCACCCAGCCCUCCACGACAGCAGGCGCCAUGUGGAGCCCAGGCUGCACACCCGGCCCCCCAGUGCUGGCCGCCUUCUUGGUGCCAAACCCCCUCCCCACCCCACCCCCAGAGACUUGGCAGCUUCGUCUGGUUCGUUUUUUUGCACUAACCACAUUUGUCAUCUCUAGGGCAGGCUGGGGCUGUGGGUCAAGCCCCUUCCUCCCCUCUUGGUUCCAUUUCCAUGCAGGACAGGCGCAGUGUCCCCAGAGCCUAGCCUCGGAGGCUGGACUCAAGCUGGCUGUGAAUGUGCCCUUAGCCCCUGCUGCGCCUCUUGGGACUAACCACUAACCUCACUCUCAGCCUCCAUGGGUGCUCCUGGCUGACCCAGAGCCAGUGAGUGGACCCGCAGUCCAGGCUGGAGCCAAGGCCCAGGACAGCUGGCUGGGAGCUGGGGCUGGAGUCACCGUUUCUUUGUGGGGUGCUGCUGGGGAGGGGCCAAGACCAACAGGCAGCCCAAAGGGCCUGGAGACCCCUCCCUGGGCAGGUGCUGCCCCAGGAGGACCAUGUCCUCAAGAACAAAUAUCACAUGGGCUUUGGGCUGAGGUCCUUUGUGGCUUCAGUCUCCCUACCUGUGAAGUGGGAACAGGCUUCCCUAAGGUGCUUUUGGCUUUAGUGUACAAUGUUUGCUGUGCUUCCUGUCACGGAGGGUGGAGCCACCCCCCCAAAUCAGGACCGGGAAGUUCUGCCCAUUCUAGCCCCAGCCCUGGCCCAGCCAGCCAAGACAACGAGGCUCAAUACAUGCUCUGGCCUGUGUGCCAAAGUCAGGGGCAGCCAGAGGGCCUCUGGACAGCCACAAAUAGGGGCCAUGGCUGGGCCCCUCAGGGGAGGUGGCCCCAGCAGUUUACAGACAUAUGGUUCUUCCUCCUAGAGCAGCAGGGCAGCUACCUGUACCAGAAAUGUCCUCAGCCCUUCCCUGGGGCAAGGCUCCACCCUGCCCUUUUCCAUGACCACCCUUUCUUUGUGCUGGUGUCUGGGACCAAAGGAGGGUGGGGUAGGGAGUCUGAUGGGGAGGGGAGUCAAU